AUGAAAUUUUUAAUUUUUUUGUUAUUUUAUGUUAUAUUUUUCUUUUAUUUAAUAAAUAUUAAUGGAAGAGAUUAUAGACUUGGAUUUUUAUUUAACAAUAAAAAUAAGUAUUAUGAAGAUAAUAUUGGUUUUGAAAAAUCAGCUGGAGUUGUAUCAAUGGCUUUAGAUAGAAUUAAGCAAGAACAAUUAUUACCAAGUUCUGCUAAUUUAUCAUUUUACUGGAAAUUCGACAACUGUUUUGAAAGUAACUCAUCAGGUCAAUCAUAUAUUUUAUCAGAGGUUUAUAAUGUAGAUUUUAUUUUUGGUCCUUCAUGUAUACCAUCAAUAGUUAAAUCUUCAUAUGUUACAAGAAUAUAUAAUACUUUACUUUUUGUUUGGGGUUUUGUUGGUGGAUCACAGAUUUCAAAUUCUCAAAGAUUUCCAAAUGUUUUUUCUGCAUUAACAACAUAUUAUUCUUUAUCUUUUGCAACUAUUGACUUUCUUAAAAUUAAUAAUUGGACAGAUAUUGCUUAUCUUAUUGUUCCAGCUGAGGAUAAACGUUGUAGUAGGAUGUUUGCAGACUUUACAAUUAUUAUGGAUAAUUAUUUUCCACAAGGAAAUUUAAGAUUUUCUUUGAUAACUAGCUCUCCACCAACAAAAACUAAUUUUGACAAUUUUAUGGAAGUAACAAAACCAUAUUCAAGAAUAAUUAUAUCAUGUUUUGAUAGAGAUGAUUGGAAAAGAGAAUUUUUAUUAUAUUUAUAUGAUAAUGGUUAUAAUAAUAAUGAAUGGGUACAUAUUAAUAUGGAACUUAGAAGACGUGGUUUUAUGAAUAGUAAAUUUGAUUCAAAUGAUAAUCCAAUUCUUUUUUAUAAAGAUUUAUCUGAGACAAAUGAUGGUCGUGAUAAUGAUGCAUUUGAAAUGGCGAAAAGAAUGUUUGUUAUUGAUUUAAAUUUAGAUCAAUUAGCAACAAGUAAACUUACUGAAACAAUAUUAAAUGAAAUUAAAAAUUGGCCAUUUUAUUGUGAUUAUUGUACUACAUCUUCCAAUCGAACAGGUAUAUCAACAUAUGCCAUCUUUCUUUAUGAUGUUAUUUAUUUAUGGGCUAUCUUAUUAAAUGCUUCAAUUGAAACAUAUGGUGAAGAAAAAGUUAAUAAAAAUUUUACACUUCUAAGAGAAUUUUGUAAUAGAACAGUUGUUGGAAUUGGUAAUUUAAUGAGAUAUAACCAAGAUUGUGUUCGUUUAUCAAGUUUUAUAGUUAAAGGACUUGAUAAAGAUGAACAUGAAAUAUCUUAUAUAAAUUAUACUUUUUAUGAUCAAUUUAUUUUUGAUAAAAUAGAUAUGUUACCAGAUUUAACUAAUGUAAUGUUUGAAAAUUGGGAUUUUGAAAAACCUUCAAAUGAACCAUAUUGUGGAUAUAAUGAAAAUAAAUGUCCAAUAAAUUAUUUUAAAGAUUAUCUUACAAUAUCAAUUAUUGUUAUUAUUUUAAUUAUAAUUAUAAUAAUACUUAUACUACUAGUUAUAAUUUAUAUAAUAUACAAAAUUCGUAAAAACGCAUAUAUAGCAUUAACACAAUGGAGAAUAGAAAGUUAUAAAUUAGAAAAAAAAGAAAAUAUUGAUAUUAAUACAACUCAAUCAUUUUAUUCUUUUCAAUCAGGAAAAACAUCUAAAUCUAGUAAAAAUAUUACUAAUAAAGUAGAUAGUGACAGAUUUAUGUAUGUUUAUUAUGAAUCAGUAUUAGUUGUUGCUGAAAAACAUAAUGUUUUAUUUUUUGAAAAUACUGAUGAUAUGAAAGAAUUAACAGAAAUAUUUUUAUUAAAUCAUUCAAAUAUUAAUAAAUUUUAUGGAAUGUCUAUUGAUAGUAGUGUAACUUUAUCUAUUUGGAAAUAUUGUACAAGAGGAAAUAUCUUUGAUAUUCUUCAAACAGAUAACCCAAUAUUUGAUUUAUUUUUUCUUAUGUGUUUAAUAAAUGACAUUAUUGAAGGUAUCAAUUUUAUUCAUAAUAGUUUUAUUAAAUUUCAUGGACAAUUAACAUCAAAAAAUUGUUUAAUAACUGAUAGAUGGCAAGUUAAAAUAAGUAAUUUUAAUUCAAAAGAUACAAGAAUAAGAGAAGAAAUUAAUAAUGAAAAAAGACUUUGGAUGGCUCCUGAACAUAUUAGAAAUGAAGAUUAUUUAGGAAGUAUACAAGGUGACAUUUAUAGUUUUGCUAUUAUAUGUAGUGAAAUAAUUGGAAAAACUACUCCUUGGGGUAUUGAAAUGAAAGAUGAUUAUAUAGAUGAAAUAAUAUAUCUUGUUAAACGAGGAUCAUCACCACCAAAUAGACCUGAAAUUAUUCCUCAUCAAAAUAUUGAAAUAAAUUCAGCUUUUUUAAUACUUAUAAAAGAUUGUUGGAAUGAAAGACCACAAGAUCGUCCUGAAAUAAAAAAUAUUAAAAGAAUUGUAACUGCUAUGGGAGAAAAAAAAAAGAAAAAUCUUAUGGAUCAUGUUUUUUCUAUAUUAGAAAAUUAUGCUAUAACUUUACGUGAAGAGGUAAAUAAUAGGACAGAAGAAGUUUUAGAAGAACAAAAAAAAAGUGAUAUUUUAUUAAAAAAAAUGUUACCAGUUGCUGUGGCAGAAAAUUUAAAAUUAGGAAAAUCUGUUCAACCUGAAACAUUUGAUUCAGUUACUGUAUUUUUUGCUGAUGUUGUAAAAUUUACAAUUUUAUCAUCAAAAUGUUCUCCAUUACAAGUUAUUAAUCUUGUUAAUGAAUUAUUUACAAAAUUUGAUAGUAUAAUUGAAUCAUUAGAUGUUUAUAAAGUUGAAACUAUUGGUGAUGGUUAUUUAUGUGUCUCUGGUCUUCCAAUUCCUAAUGGUAUUAAACAUGGUAAAGAAAUAGCAUUAUUAUCAUUAGGUUUUAUGGAUAUUUGUAAUGAAUUUAAAAUUCCUCAUUUAUUAGAUGAAAAAAUAAAUGUUAGAGUUGGUUGUAAUUCUGGUCCAUGUGUUGCUGGAGUAGUUGGUUUAUCUAUGCCAAGGUAUUGUUUAUUUGGUGAUACUGUAAAUACAGCCAGUAGAAUGGAAAGUAAUGGUAGACCAGGAAGAAUUCAUAUAUCAGAAUCAUAUUAUAAACUAUUACUUGAAAUUGGAGGAUUUCAAUUAGAAGAACGUGGAAGUGUUAUUAUAAAAGGAAAAGGUGUUAUGACAACAUUUUGGUUAAAUGGAAUUACAGAUAGUACUAAAUAUUCAAAUAUUGCUUUUAUUGAAAAUGAUACAAAAAAUAACAAUGAUUCAUAA
Messenger RNA from Strongyloides ratti, 3249 nucleotides. RefSeq names its product Atrial natriuretic peptide receptor 1. Gene Ontology annotation, molecular function: guanylate cyclase activity; protein kinase activity; peptide receptor activity. The transcript is spliced from 2 exons. Gene Ontology annotation, biological process: protein phosphorylation; cGMP biosynthetic process; intracellular signal transduction. Bases 1 to 3249 code for a protein of 1082 amino acids. The record is from RefSeq and is a predicted model, not a curated record. Lineage: Eukaryota; Metazoa; Nematoda; Chromadorea; Rhabditida; Strongyloididae.